Molecule: messenger RNA, 1454 nt
Organism: Clupea harengus (Atlantic herring)
Lineage: Eukaryota; Metazoa; Chordata; Actinopteri; Clupeiformes; Clupeidae
Gene: tbpl2
Product: TATA box binding protein like 2
Biological process (GO): DNA-templated transcription initiation
Molecular function (GO): DNA binding
Source: RefSeq, a predicted model, not a curated record
UACCCAAUCACGUCUAUGCUUUGUCUUUCACGCCCGUAACCCACGUGCGUAACCCACCCUGAUUGACAGAUGCUGCCAAUUUAUCUAAAACCCGGGGAAAUCAAGCACAGUGUAGCCUACUAUCAAACGUAAACUGCGGCACAAAGUCUGAGUGCUAAGCUUAUUCAGUGUAAAUAAAUAAAUGUCAUGGAUGACGAAGCGUCAAUGGAGGGGUAUUUUCGGGAGGCUGUAAAUGACCCCACUGAUUACAUGUUUGAGGGGGACAUGGGCUUGCAGGGCCCAUUGCAGCUCCAAGACCCCUCCUUCCUCGCAUCCAUAAGUGGGGAACAGGAUAAGGACCUAUCUGAGGACCUGGACCUCAGCUUCCUGCCCGAUGAGCUCAGCACACAGGACGAGCCAGUGCAAAACUCGUCACAGCAUGCAGCCCUGCAUCAGCAGACUCUCAACGACAGUGGUGUUUACACAGAUGCACCUGAGGAGGCGACGGCAGUGGCCGCGACCGGGCAGAAUGGACAGGUCCCACCUGUGGCUUCUCCCUUCGGCUCUCUUUCCAUGAGCCCAAUGACACCCAUGGCCCCCAUGACGCCACUAACAGAGAGCUCCAAAAUCAUCCCACAGCUUCAGAACAUUGUGUCAACAGUGAAUUUGGAUUGCCGCCUUGACCUAAAGUCCAUUGCACUCCAAGCCAGAAAUGCUGAAUACAAUCCUAAGCGUUUCGCUGCUGUCAUCAUGAGGAUCAGGGAUCCCAGGACAACAGCACUCAUCUUCAGCUCAGGAAAGAUGGUCUGCACUGGAGCCAAGAGCGAAGAAGCGUCCAGGCUUGCUGCCCGCAAGUAUGCUCGUGUGGUGCAGAAGCUGGGUUUCCCAGCCAAAUUCCUUGACUUCAAGAUCCAGAACAUGGUGGGAAGCUGUGACGUCCUGUUCCCCAUCCGACUCGAGGGCCUGGUGCUAACUCACCAACAGUUCAGCAGCUAUGAGCCAGAGCUCUUCCCAGGUUUGAUCUACAGGAUGGUGAAGCCGCGCAUCGUACUGCUCAUCUUCGUGUCGGGCAAAGUGGUACUGACAGGCGCCAAAGAGCGAACUGAGAUUUAUGAAGCAUUUGAACACAUCUACCCAAUUCUAAAAGGAUUCAGAAAACAGUAAAGAUGGUUUGCACUUAUUUGAAGAGGAUGGACUUGUGUGUGUGUGUGUGUGUGUAGCCUACACUUAAUGGGUAGCAAGUUGUAUUGCAGAAGUGAGAGCACUUGAAGUGUUAAUCUGUUCCUUUUCAGUUUUGUAAACAUCGGUAUAGAUUUUUUUUAAUAACGUCAUAUUUAGUGCAUUGAUAACAUUGUUUUGUGGAUGUAUGGAUUACCUGUUUCUGUUGUGAUUUUCUUUUGUUUAAACUUGAAAAUGUAUAAUAUUUAAUAAACAAUGCUAAAGAAAGAUAUUGGACUGUGAAGUUUGGCAGUAGU